Gymnodraco acuticeps is the source of this 8991-nucleotide messenger RNA. RefSeq names its product protein tyrosine phosphatase receptor type T (gene ptprt). NCBI's taxonomy places the organism in Eukaryota, Metazoa, Chordata, Actinopteri, Perciformes, Bathydraconidae. Bases 377 to 4915 code for a protein of 1512 amino acids. Gene Ontology annotation, cellular component: membrane. Gene Ontology annotation, biological process: protein dephosphorylation. Gene Ontology annotation, molecular function: protein tyrosine phosphatase activity; protein binding. The record is from RefSeq and is a predicted model, not a curated record. The transcript has 37 exons.
GUGGUGCGCACUGCAUUCCUCUCCAACUCAACGUCAGUCUGUCAGAGACCGUCUGAGCGCGCACACACACACCGUACCCCUGUCACACACUCUCUGGUACACACGCGCGCACUGACGCACACACAGACUCGCUGUCGGACCCGGGAGGAGAGGAGAGGAAAGGAGAGCUCCAACUUCCCUCUUUGCUUCUACUUGUGUCUUUCUGUCUCUUCUGAUCCACCAAUGCAAGGAUUUUAUUUCUGUUCUCACUCUUAUUCUCCCAGCCGUCCCGAACUAAGGAAACCCGGUUUAAGGACCAGACGGGAGUAUGUAAAAUAACCUGCACGACUGAGCCAAACAAGAAAAAGAAGAAGAAGAAAAAGAAGAAGAAGAAGAAAUGAAUAAACGGAGUUAUUCUCUCGUUUUGCCUGCAGCUUUCCUCUACUUUGGACUUUUGGGAUUUACUGCUGGACAAUUCUUUCCAGGUGGCUGUACGUUUGAGGAGUCAUACAGCAGCUGUGGGUACAGCGUUUCCCUCGGAACCAAUGGAUUCACCUGGGAACAAGUCAACUCCUGGGAGAAACCCACCAUAGACCCUGCCCUGCCUACUGGUUCGUUCAUGAUGGUGAAUGCGUCAGGGCGGGCGUCGGGGCAGAAGGCUCACCUUUACAUGCCUACCCUGAAGGAAAAUGACACCCACUGCAUCGACUUUCUGUACUCUCUCUCCAGUCGGGACGGAGCCAGCCCGGGCACGCUCAACGUCUACAUCAAGGUGAAUGGAGGCACUCAGGGUAACCCAGUGUGGAACACCUCUGCUACUGUUACUGAAGGCUGGGUGAAGACCGAGCUGGCCAUUUCUACAUUCUGGCCUAACUCCUAUCAGGUCAUAUUUGAAGCCGUUUCAGUUCAAGGCCGUCCAGGUUUCAUCGCCAUCGACGACAUACGAGUUCUGGCUCACCCCUGCCGUAAAGCUCCUCACUUCCUGCGUCUGCAGAAUGUGGAGGUGAACGUGGGUCAGAAUGCUACGUUUCAGUGUACUGCUGGAGGGAAGUGGUCUCAGCACGAUAAACUCUGGCUACAGCAGUGGAACGGUAGGGACACGGCACUGAUGGUGACCCGGGUGGUGAACCACCGGCGUUUCACUGCAACCGUCAGUGUUGGCGACACAUCACAGCGCAGCACCAGCCGCUACCGCUGCGUCAUCCGAUCUGACGGCGGAUCAGGGGUGUCCAACUACGCUGAACUCAUCGUUAAAGCUCCUCCCACCCCCAUCGCUCCACCUGAGCUCCUCGCUGUCGGGGCCACUUACCUUUGGAUAAAACCCAACGCCAACAGCAUCAUCGGCGACGGGCCCAUCAUCCUGAAGGAAGUGGAGUACCGAACCACCUCAGGAAACUGGGCGGAGACCCACGUGGUAGACUCCCCUACCUACAAACUGUGGCAUCUGGACCCCGACGUGGAGUACGAGAUCAAAGUCCUGCUGUCCAGACCUGGGGAGGGAGGAACGGGCCCCCCGGGGCCGCCGCUGGUCACAAGGACCAAAUGUGCAGAUCCGGUCCAUGGUCCCCAAACUGUCAACGUGGUGGAUGUCAGAGCGCGGCAGCUGACUAUACAGUGGGAGACGUUUGGGUAUGCAGUGACACGCUGCCACAGCUACAAUCUGACGGUGCAGUACCAGUAUGUGUUCAACCAGCAGGAGUUUUCAGCAGAGGAGUUGAUCCAGACAUCGUCACAUUACACUCUGAGGGGACUCCGGCCUUUUGUGGAGGUCAGACUGAGGCUGGUGCUGGCCAACCCCGAAGGCAGCAAGGAGAGCGAGGAGAUAGUCAAACAGACAGAGGAGGACGUGCCUGCCUCAGUGCCGAUGGAGUCCCUGCAGAACACGCCCUACGAAGAGAAGAUCUUCAUGCAGUGGAAAGCUCCCAAUGAGACCAACGGAGUCAUCACACUGUAUGAGAUUACCUACAAGGCCUUGAGCUCAUUUGACCCCAGCGCUGAUCUGACAACCCAGAGGGGACGGGUGUUCAAGCUGAGGAACGAGACCCAUCAUCUGUUCGUAGGCCUCUACCCAGGAACCACGUACUUCUUCACCCUCAAAGCCUCCACCAACAAGGGCUUCGGGCCACCAGUCACCACCCGCAUCAGCACCAAGAUAGCAGCCCCCCUGAUGCCAGAGUAUGAGUCCGAGGCUCCACUGAACGAGACGGAGACCACCAUCACCAUCCUGCUGAAGCCCGCCCAAUCACGUGGAGCACCCAUCACCUCCUACCAGCUUGUUGUGAAGGAGGAGCGCAAGUCAAAGACCCGCCGCGCUGCCUCCGAAGCCCCAGAGUGUUUCUCCGCCCCUGUCAGCUUCCGCAAUGCCUCCAUCUUGGACUCUCCCUACUACAUCGCUGCCGAACUGCCCCCAUCCAGCCUCACAGUGGUACAGCCCUUCACUGUGGGAGACAACAAGAGCUACGGAGGUUUCUGGAAUCCCCCGCUGUCCCCGGCCAAGAGCUACAGCAUCUACUACCAGGCCAUGAGCAGAGCCAAUGGGGAAACCAAAAUCAACUGUGUCCACCUGGCUAACAAAGUGGUAAUAGGUAGGGGACAAAUAACAACGCCGUACAUUCUAGUCAUCCCAAGCGAAGGUGCAUCUACCCAGGACUCGGAUGCGAUGGAGCCGGAGAAGCAGGUGGACAGCACGGUGAAAAUGGCCGGAGUGAUCGCAGGGAUCCUCAUGUUCAUCAUCAUCCUCCUCGGGGUCGUCCUCGCCUUCAAACGCAGAGAGAUUCACACAUGGAGAACUCUGAGCGUGGGGAAGUUGGCAAAGAAGCAGAAAGAGACGGCCAGCAGCUCCACCCAGCAGAGGGAGAUGGGCCCGGUCACCACGGCUGAUAAGAGCACCACCAAGGUCAGCACGCUGCACAAAGACGACCCCUUCUCCACCUCCAACCAGGACCUCAAUGGCUUCACCUCCCCCUCUCCCUGUUCAUUCUCUGUGCAGGGAGGCAAGACACUGCAGAGCAAAUCCCUGCUGAAUUCCUACUACUCAGUGUCUAAAGAACCAGUUCCAGCCACAACUUCCAUAGACAGUAGCCAGGCUUCGCUCGCCCAGCCCUCUCUGACCCUUCAGAGUUUUCCUUACGGAGGCUGUGAGUCUGUGGAGAUCUCCUACCAGAGCGGUCAGUUCCAGGCGGGUCAGUUUCAGCCAGCUAUUCGAGUUGCAGACCUCCUGCAGCACAUCACCCAGAUGAAGUGUGGACAGGGCUACGGUUUCAAGGAGGAAUAUGAGGCCCUGGCAGAGGGACAGACUGCGCCCUGGGAGACGGCCAAGAAGGACGAGAACCGCAACAAGAAUCGCUAUGGCAACAUCAUCGCUUACCCCACAGACGAUCACACCAGAGUCCGACUGCAGCUGCUGGAAGGAGACCCCCACUCUGACUACAUCAACGCCAAUUACAUUGACGGGUACCACAGACCCAGACAUUACAUCGCCACACAAGGGCCCAUGCAGGAGACAGUGAGGGAUUUCUGGAGGAUGGUCUGGCAGGAGAACUCGGCCUCUAUCGUCAUGGUUACCAACCUGGUUGAGGUGGGCAGGGUGAAGUGUGUGCGUUACUGGCCGGAUGAGACGGAGGUUUAUGGAGACAUCAAGGUGACCCUGAUAGAAACUGAACCGCUGGCUGAGUACGUCAUAAGGACAUUCACCGUCCAAAAGAAGGGUCAUCAUGAGAUCCGUGAACUCCGUCAGUUCCACUUCACCAGCUGGCCCGACCACGGCGUUCCCUGCUACGCCACCGGACUGCUCGGCUUCAUACGGCAGGUCAAGUUCCUCAACCCGCCUGACGCUGGGCCCAUUGUGGCACACUGCAGUGCCGGUGCAGGGAGGACAGGCUGCUUCAUUGCAGUGGACAUCAUGUUGGACAUGGCAGAGAAUGAAGGCGUGGUGGACAUCUUCAACUGCAUCCGAGAGCUGAGAUCACAACGAGUCAACAUGGUGCAGACAGAGGAGCAGUACGUGUUCGUUCAUGAUGCCAUCUUGGAGGCGUGUCUAUGUGGGAAUACAGCCAUACCAGUAUGUGAGUUCAGAGCCAUUUACUACAACAUCAGCAGACUGGACCCACAGACCAACUCCAGCCAGAUGAAAGAUGAGUUCCAGACUCUGAACAUCGUGACCCCCAGAGUGCGUCCAGAGGACUGCAGUGUUGGCUUGCUACCCAGGAACCACGACAAGAACCGCAGUAUGGACGUUCUAUCAGCAGACCGAUGCCUGCCUUUCCUCAUAUCUGUGGACGGAGAGAGCUCCAAUUACAUCAACGCUGCGUUAAUGGACGUAAGUAGCCACAAACAGCCAGCGGCCUUCAUUGUUACCCAGCAUCCUUUGCCAAACACCAUGGGCGACUUCUGGAGGCUGGUGUUCGAUUAUAAUUGCUCAUCCAUCGUAAUGCUCAAUGAGAUGGAUGCAGCGCAGUUAUGUAUGCAGUACUGGCCAGAAAAGAGCUCAUGUUGCUACGGUCCCAUUCAAGUGGAAUUCAUAUCGGCAGACAUUGAUGAAGACAUCAUCAACCGAAUCUUCAGGAUCUGCAACAUGGCCAGGCCUCAGGACGGUUACCGCCUGGUGCAGCACUUUCAGUUCAUUGGCUGGCCGGCCUACAGGGACACGCCUCUCUCCAAACGCUCCAUCCUCCAAUUGGUGAGAAGGCUGGCAAAGUGGCAAGAGCAGUAUGAUGGAGGAGACGGCAGGACGGUGGUGCAUUGCCUUACGGGCGGAGGGCGUUCCGGAACGUUCUGUGCCAUCUGCAGCAUCAACGAGAUGAUCCAGCAGCAGAACAUCGUGGAUGUUUUCCACACCGUCAAAACACUGAGGAACAACAAGACCAACAUGGUGGAGACUAUGGAGCAGUAUAAGUUCUGCUAUGAAGUGGCUCUGGAGGCGCUCAGCUCCUUCUGAUUGGCUGUGGGCUGAAAUCCUCUUUUCUGAUUCACCGUUGACGCUGACCAUCACUCUCAACGUGACACACAGAGUGACUGCUUUGUGUUGACCCAACCCGACCUGUGAGCAUGUGUGCCUGUGUGUGUGUGUGUGUGUGUGUGUGUGUGUUUGAGAGUUUGUGCACGUGAUUCUGUGUGAAUAAGAGAGGGCAUGCUUGCACAUUUGAGUGUGUGCAUCUAUGUGUGUGCCUAUGACAACACACACACACACAACCUGUACAGAAGAGCAAAAAGCGACAGACACACACUGGUGAUUUUCGUGUGUGUGUUCGCUUCAGCGAGACUGAACUUUACAUGCUUGUACAAAGAAAACAGAAAAAAUGAUAUGUUAAAAAAGAAAACAAGAUGUUUAAAAAAAAGCACCACUUUUCCUUCUCUAUCUCUCUGUCCUCUCUGCUGGGCUGUGAUGUGACUAUUGUACAGUAUUUCCUUUUUAGAUAUAUUCUACGCCUUGAGUGUUGUCUCCCUGAAGGCUGGAUGCACGCUGGAAGAUUUUUACUUUUAGCUUCAAGUGAAGAGAUGCAUCAAACCUGCUUUUUGGACUCUGGGCAAAAUAUAGCCCAGAGUAUAAAAUGAAGCUUGUUUUGCUGAGAUGUUGACCAAAGGUUACGAAUCUAUGGUGGCCUUCAGGGCAACGCGCUACAACGGCCCACAAUAAUUACAUUAGAAGAAACGUGCUGCAUUUAAAAAAGCAAAUAUAAAAACACAAAUGUGCUGUAACACAUGAACUUUGCACCAUUCAAUAAAAGCCCUGCAUAAAUAAAAGGCUGUUGCAAGAAGCUCAAAACAAAACGGAAACCUAAAAAGUGAUGUGCACAGCUUGGACUGGAGCUUUAUCGAAUGUGGCAGAGUUAGCAUGUUUCAGAAGUGUUAUCGGUAUAUCUGAAAUGACUAGGUUAGCUACGUUUGUCACGUUGUGGUUUGAUAGAUUGACUCCUGCCUAAACUUGGAAAUGGCUUGAUUCACUCCAAAAAGAUAACUGAAUCUUUCCUCUUUAUUUGAGUGAUUGCAGAUUCCUUUUUGCUUCAUUCAGCCUCUUGUUGGCCUCCUGAUGCAUCACAUAGGUUGAAAACACAAAACAUACUUUCAUUCACUUUAGGCAAAUAAACAUUUCAAUGAAAAACAUGCCAUCCUUUAACAAGCACUUUCAUUUCUGCUCCAUAAUCAAGUUACAAUUAAACUUAACAUUUAAUCAAAAGUAAAUGCAUCUCAACAAAGUCAAUUAUAUUCCAGCAUCUUAUGUUUUAGCUUCUUACCUCAUAAGACUAGAAAUGAUCAUUCAUCUAAUCAAACAUGGUUCAAACAGAUAAAUACAUUCAUACAUACAUACUCCUCUCCUCUCCUCCUCUCCUCUCCUCCUCUCCUCUCCUCUCCUCUCCUCUCCUCUCCUCUCCUCUCCUCUCCUCUCCUCUCCUCCUCUCCUCUCCUCUCCUCUCCUCUCCUCUCCUCUCCUCUCUUCCUUUGAGCCACAUCCUCAGUGGAAUCACAGACCCUAGGCUCCCUGUCUCCACCUGCUGGACUGGAGCCAGAUUUUGAAUUGCACUUCUCUGGCUCUGACAAAACAACGUUUGCUAGCUAGCUUCCAGCAGAUCAGAAAUAAUAUCAAAAGGAAUCAUGCGAUCACAUUGUUAAAAUAAGCAGAUACAACUUACAUUUUAGAUGAGUUUCCAGUGACAGUUUCUCCUCCUGUUAGUGUUUUGGGGCGUUGUAGCGCGUUUGCACCUGUCGGCCAACGUAGAAGCGUGAUAAAGCAAAAAACAAGAGACCACUGUUCUUUGAAAUCACAUGUCCUUGUUGCCAGGACCACUUCACUGCAUCAAUGUUAAGUGCUAAGCAUACUUGUAAGUCAGUAAUUGGUUGGAACAAUUCUCAGUAUUUGCCGACAUUCUUGCUCAAGGAAGUAUGCCUUUUUUAAAUUGUUGCUUUUCAAGGAAAGAGGUGAUUGUAAUUACUAGUAAAAACAGGAAGAAGUAGCAUUGAACAAGAUAUAGUGAGUGAAGUCCGGUGCAUGGUGGAGAGGAGCAUUGGCAUUACACAGACAAAAGGAAAAAAAUUAUUUUGCCUUUAAGAUUAUAUUUUGUUGUUUCUGCUACAGAUUUUUACAUUGGGGCUUUAUGAAAAAGAAAAAAAAAAGGUUUCAUUCAUGUUUUUGGAUGGCUUUAUCUUAUAGUGUGCAUCCCCCUUGCUGUAAAUAAGAUAAGACAACCACAGUCAAACAAACAAACAAACAAACAUCAUGCGCCAGACACAAACAAAGGUUAUCAUUUCCAAACAUUAUCAUUUUCAGCGACUUGGUAUUAUAGUUUGGAACAACGUUACUUAAAAAACAGUCCAAUUAGACACAUAUUGUUUAAAAAAUGAAGAUAUAUAUAUUUUUGCAUAUUGCACAUUAAACCGCCGCCCACAUCUGUGACUUACGAUAAGGAAGCAAUGAUGUUUUGUUUCAUUAAGUAGUCAAACACUCAAAAUGCAUUCAAUCGUUCCAGAUGUAAAACUAAAGAACAUUUAACUUAUUUGACUUUGUUUUGUUUUAUUUGACUUUGAAAUGCCGAAAGGACAUUGAACAAACUGGGAUGAGUUAUUAAAUGAAAUCAGAUUACCCUAACCCUGUCCGUCCCUGCUGAACUGCAGGCAGGCAAAAGCAAUCAAUCAAAGAGUGUGCAGUAGCUUGUAGCUUUAUAACGUUAGAGCUGUGUUUUGUAGCUUUUGAUUAUAUUACCCGGGCCGUGAAAAAUAUGUUUUCUUUUUUCAAUGGGGUUUAUUUUCACAUUUGUGCCCAUUUGUUUUUUAAAUGACCUGAAGCAGCUUAGUUUAACAGCAUUAAUCUGGGUGGAAGCAAAAGGCAAGAAAUCAUAACAUCUUUGCACACAUUUAUCAAAUAUAUAUUGCUAUCAGACAAAACUGAUCUUUGAAAUACCUUCGGGAAAGCAAAUUUGACAUGACUGCAGUAGAAACGUUAACCGUGCUAAUUAAAAUGAUAGACUUGUUAAGUGUCCUUGAAUGAAAUCAGAUCCAUUACCCAUGACUUCUUUGUGAUGUACUACAUUCCGGGUUAUUUUCAGAAAAACAGAAGCUUAGAAAUCAGACCGUCACCUAGCCUGCCAUCUACAGUAUCAAUAGAAUGACAACAAAGACAAUAAGAGCCGGGUCACAUUCACUUUUCCUCUGCAUCCAAAGCCUCACAUUUGCUUUUGGAUAAGCCCAUUGAGGUGUGUUUGAAAAUGUAUUUGCCAAAUUACCUCGUCAGUAUAAUAGGAAAUGAUUUCUGUUGACGAUUGACCCCUAUGUGAAGAAGGUCAACAUGGCUGACAUGCUUUGAAGUGUUGCAGUUAAUGAGAAUCAUACAGGAUGUAACGCUGACCUCAGCUUGCCCUUCGCUCCUCAUCUGAUCACAUGUGUUCCUCUUUUGUCCAUUUAGAAAAUGUAUACAAUGAAUGGAAAAGCUCAUUUUAAAGAUACACUCCCUUUUUUUGUUUUUCGAUCCAUGUGUCCACAUAGCGAGUUUUUCUGAGCGCCGACGUCUAUAUAUCAAUUGCUUUUAAUGAUGAGGAGCCACCUUGAGGAAAAGCUCGGCACCCAAUGUCUUUCCUGAGCCUUUGCCGUUUUAGCUGCGGCCGUUCCAAGUGCUUCUAGUGGAAAAUAUUUCAACCUUUCAGAAAGACGCAGCUGACUCUGCCGGAGGAGAACUUUGUUUUGGCCGUUUAUUCAAUACGAUUACUGUCAUAACAAAGACCGAAAAGCGUUUGGUUAAGCAGAUUGGACAAACGGACCCUGCAUGGUUUUACUAUCGCCAGAUCGGUUCCUCUCCGUACGUCUGUCAGAUUGAGCGGUAAAGCUCAUUCAUACAAAGUGUGAGAGCAAGCAUAUUCCGGUUGGUUGUAAUUAGAGAUGCACGAUAAUUAUCGGUCCGAUAUUAGGAAUUAUGACGUCAUCCCGAUAAACCCGAUACCAGUAUUAAUAGCCCCGAUAAUAUACAAUAUAUUUUUUGGGUAAAAAAAAAGAAAAAAUACUGCGGUGUGGGUGGAUUGGGAUGAG